AUGUCGAAAACCAAAGAAGACCCUAACGAGCUGGCUCCAGUCCCUUCCCAGACCGGGGAAGUUCGGGAUAUGCCCACCUAUGUGACCGAUGAUGUGUUUGGUGAAGUCACGGAGAAUGGUCCCAACUAUCGUAAUGUAGGAUGGAUAGGAACAGUGGCGCUCAUGAUGAAGUCCCAGAUCGGCCUUGGGGUCCUUUCCAUUCCAACCGCCUUUGACACGCUAGGGAUUGUCCCAGGCAUCAUCUGCCUCAUUGCUAUUGCCGUGAUCACGACCUGGUCGGAUUACAUGAUCGGUGUUUUCAAACUUCGUCAUCGUUCCGUCUAUAGCAUCGACGACGUUGGUGCGCUCAUCUUUGGUCGUGUUGGCCGUGAAUUUCUGGGGGCCGCCUUCUGCCUGUGUAUAACUAGCCGCCCACGUAUAGUGGAAGCCACUCGCUGA
This is a messenger RNA of Aspergillus oryzae RIB40, 438 nucleotides long. RefSeq lists its product as uncharacterized. The record is from RefSeq and is a predicted model, not a curated record. Bases 1 to 438 code for a protein of 145 amino acids. The transcript is spliced from 2 exons. Lineage: Eukaryota; Fungi; Ascomycota; Eurotiomycetes; Eurotiales; Aspergillaceae. Gene Ontology annotation, biological process: amino acid transmembrane transport. Gene Ontology annotation, molecular function: amino acid transmembrane transporter activity. Gene Ontology annotation, cellular component: vacuolar membrane.